This is a messenger RNA of Botrytis deweyae, 1149 nucleotides long. RefSeq lists its product as uncharacterized. The transcript has a single exon. The record is from RefSeq and is a predicted model, not a curated record. The coding region runs from base 1 to 1149 and encodes 382 amino acids. NCBI's taxonomy places the organism in Eukaryota, Fungi, Ascomycota, Leotiomycetes, Helotiales, Sclerotiniaceae.
AUGAUCGAUGAUGAAGCUGUAUGCAAACACGCUUCAAGUCUUAAUAGCGGGCGAAAAUGCACCAUCGAACAUUUUUCGUUUGGUGGUGAUGAGAGUUUCAUGGGAGCCGCUAAUUACCACGCACGUAUACGAUUUGAAGAUGGCUCCCCAUCAUGGUUUUUACGAGUUCCCCGCGUUGCGACCUGCAACACUGUCUCUAUCUCGCUGAUAGAAUAUCUUGUCUGCAGCGAGUAUGCCACGUUGAAGUUUCUCGAGACGACUGCUGUUCCCGCCCCACGUGUUUUUAGUUAUGGGUUGGCAGGCACAAACAGAGACCAUGGAGUCGGCGUUAGCUUCAUCCUUAUGGAGGAGGUAGCUGGAAUAUGUUGGUCUAGUGGCGAGGCAAGCAAGGAAGAGAAGGCAAAAGUUUGGGCUGGUCUUGCGAGAAUUCUUAAAGAGUUGGAGAAGCACCCGUUUGAGAAAGCUGGGUCCCUUUGCUUUCAUUCAUCUCAAUUACAAGUUUCUAAGUGUGCGAGCGAUAGGUUCCUUGUACUUGAUCCGAGGGGCCCGUUUUCAACUUCUACCGAGUAUUAUAGUGCUUUUGCUGAGCAGUAUCUGGAGCUCAUCGCGGACGGCCAACUCUACACCGAGUACCCAAUCAAUGCCUAUUUGGUGUACCGCUUUCUGAAGGACAAUGUUCAUCAGUUCAAGCGCAGUGUUGACAGCGAUGGUGUGGAGAGAUUCUAUCUCAAACAUGUGGAUGAUAAAGGCGAUCACCUAUUCGUUGAUGAUCAGCUAAAUAUCACUGGCAUCAUUGACUGGCAAAUGGCACGUGUGGUGCCACGAGAGGAAGCUUUUGGUCCUUCAUUAGUUACUGCAGAUAUGCAGGCGUUUUGCGGAGGUUCGGUACCACUAAGUCUAGACGACAAGGUCUUGCUUGAUUUGCUUCACAAAGGAGGUAUGACUGGAUCAACUAGCGACAGCGCAGAUGAGAAAACCAGGAGGUUUUUCUGGGGUCUUGCCCUUGAGACUGAAUGGAAAUACGCACUUCCUCUAGCUACCGCGAUAUUGAAGUGUUUCGGGGUCGAAGAGAAGUGGGACGCGUGGAAGGAAAAAGCUCUGAAGGAGUAUGAGACCGAUGACGGACUUAUCAGACUCGUUGGCAGCUAG